Molecule: messenger RNA, 108 nt
Organism: Pyricularia pennisetigena
Lineage: Eukaryota; Fungi; Ascomycota; Sordariomycetes; Magnaporthales; Pyriculariaceae
Exons: 1
Coding region: 1-108 (35 amino acids)
Source: RefSeq, a predicted model, not a curated record
AUGCUUUCUCGCCAGUUGCUCGUCGGCCUUUUGGUUGCCCUCGGGAUUUCCGCCAUCCCUACCAAAGACUCUGGGUCGUUUUCCAACCUCCGGCCUCGCCAGGACUGA